CCCUCGUACUUGUACUCCAAUCCUGUCUCAGUCUGUUUCUGGCAGAACCCAAAGACGUACGUUGCAUUCCAUCGACAUGGACUUGACCGUGACCUGACCUGGAAAGAAAAUGUGGCUUCUCCCUUAGCUGUUCCUACACUUCAAACACACCUGCUGCACCUGCCGUCCCAGCUCACAGACGGCCCCGUCCCAUCGGCCCAGACUCAGCCGCAGACUCCUCUCCAGGCGGUACUCCAAGUGGGUCGUGCAGCGGGUCAGUGCUGGCCCCCAGACUGGAGCUUCUCUGGGCGAUCUGUUCAAACAUGACUUUGAUAGACAAUAGGGGAGGGAGGGAGCAGAGAAAAGCUUUUUCAGAGGACCGGAGGCUGGGGACUCGGGUGUCACUGGGAGAGAGAAGUGCCUGGGGGACAGUUCUGGUGGCCCGUGUCCAGCCUCCCUCCCCACGCUGGCGCAAUCUCAGGGGCAGCAUCUUGCCGCACAAGGGAGUUCUCGUCUUGAACCAAUGGCAUUUGAACCGAGAGCACGGGAGGAGCUGAGGCCCAGGGGUGCAGGGAGAGCCUCCCCGCUCUGCACCAGCGGCCGGCUAGGGGAUCUGGAGCGUUGUGCAAUGAGCGGAGGCAGGCUGCUGGGAGGAGAGGCCGGAUCCCAGGGCUGAGUGUGCCAGGGCGUGACUGAGCCGGCCCUGCAGCCCGCGGGCAGGGCGGUGUCGCCCAGAGAUAAGCCAAGGCCUGGCUGUGAAGUGUUACUCAGGACAACGUUAAAUCACUUCCUCGGAGCGGGCGUGAGGGGUGGCAGGUGGAUGCUGGGUGCUUCCCAGGAGUGCUGAGGGCUCCCCAUCCCCGCUCCGUGGCUCACGAGCCCUGCCAUCAGGAGGAGCUCAGGCGUCGGCCUCCCCACCACGGCCCAGGGACAGGGCAGCAUGAGCCGGUCAAGGCAUGUGGGCAAGAUCCGGAAACGCCUGGAAGAUGUCAAGAGCCAGUGGGUCCGGCCGGCCAGGGCUGACUUCAGCGACAAUGAGAGUGCCCGGCUGGCCACAGACGCCCUCCUGGAUGGGGGUCCCGAGGCCUACUGGCAGGCACUUGGCCAGGAAGGUGAGGUAGACUUCUUGUCCUCGGUGGAGGCCCAGUACAUCCAGGCCCAGGCCAAGCAGCCUCCUUGUGCCCCGGAGCCCCCUGGAGGGGCAGAGGCGGGUCCCAAGGGACUCGACUCCUGCUCCCUGCAGUCCGGUACCUACUUCCCCGUGGCCUCCGAGGGCAGCGAGCCGACCCUGUUGCACAGCUGGACCUCAGCCCAGAAGCCCUACCUGAAGGAAAAGUCCAGCGCCACCGUGUAUUUCCAGACGGACAAGCACAACAACAUCAGAGACCUCAUUCGCCGCUGCAUCACCCGGACCAGCCAGGUCUUGGCCAUCCUGAUGGAUGUGUUCACGGAUGUGGAGAUCUUCUGUGACAUUCUAGAGGCUGCAAACAAGCGCGGGGUGUUUGUCUGUGUGCUGCUGGACCAGGGAGGUGUAAAGCUCUUCCAAGAGAUGUGUGACAAAGUCCAGAUCUCUGACAGCCACCUCAAGAACAUUUCCAUCCGGAGUGUGGAAGGAGAGGUAUACUGUGCCAAAUCAGGCCGGAAGUUCGCUGGCCAAAUCCAGGAGAAGUUUAUCAUCUCGGACUGGAGAUACGUGCUGUCUGGAUCGUACAGCCGUGCAGCACCGGAGCUGAAUGCAGUAUGGUCCGUCUGCAGGGGGAUGUGGUUGUUUCAUGGCUUCUAUACCGGGAAGGGCUCUGACGAGAGGCAGUCCUCAAGGACCACCUCCAGCAUCCGGGGGUCACUGAGCCCCAAGGGCAUUUCUACCCACAGCUUCUUUCCGCGGCGUUGUGCAAAAGGAAGGCCACCUGCUUCUGAUUCUUGGGCCCUGCAUCCAGCACUCGGUUGUUCCCUAAGAGGCUGAGGUGGGGCUGAGCUACCCUCCCCAAGUGGCCAAAACCAGCUUCGCAGCUUUUGUCCAUCAAGGCAUAAAGCUCUGGCUGGUACCCAGUCUGGCCUCACACCCCACAUCAGGACUUGAGGCUUCUGACCUUGGCCUCUGACCUUGACCAAGCUGCCACUAGACCUGUUUUGCCACCUGGAUGGGAAGGGUCAGAUCUCUAUCUGGGCAGCUGCCCCAGACCCAAGGAGCCAAGCCUGGAAGCAGGGGCCCACCAUAGCUGAGGAGUUUUCUCUCUCUCUCUCUCCCUCCCUCCCUCUUUUUUUUUUUUUUUUUUUUUUUACAGGGAAAUUCACAUAACAUAAAAUUAGCCACUUUAAAUGUGUAAUUCAGUGGCAUUUAGUACAUUCACUGUGUGUGCAACCAUUACCAUUGUCUAGUUCCAAAAUAUUGUUAUCACCUCCAGAAAAAACCCAUACCCACUAUAUAGGGAGGAAAAACUUCUUUUUCCUAUUACCCUUCUAGGUUUUUUUGCCUGAGGCCUGUAAAUUAAACAAGAUAAGGUAAUAAGAGAAAAGCAUAUGGAUUGUUUAUAAGUUUUAUGUGGCAUAUGUAGCCUCCAUAAAGAAAUGAUCCUAAGA
This is a messenger RNA of Leopardus geoffroyi (Geoffroy's cat), 2559 nucleotides long. RefSeq names its product family with sequence similarity 83 member A (gene SACK1A). The transcript has 4 exons. Lineage: Eukaryota; Metazoa; Chordata; Mammalia; Carnivora; Felidae. Bases 920 to 1942 code for a protein of 340 amino acids. Gene Ontology annotation, biological process: epidermal growth factor receptor signaling pathway. The record is from RefSeq and is a predicted model, not a curated record.